Apis mellifera (honey bee) is the source of this 2275-nucleotide messenger RNA. RefSeq names its product protein NDNF (gene nord). The coding region runs from base 189 to 1931 and encodes 580 amino acids. The record is from RefSeq and is a predicted model, not a curated record. Lineage: Eukaryota; Metazoa; Arthropoda; Insecta; Hymenoptera; Apidae. The transcript has 7 exons.
GUGGUUUCCCAAGCCGGCAGCAGCCUCGCUCGCCGACUGGCAUCGUCUACCGUUCGGCACACAGUCGAACUCGUUCGCCACUGGACGACGGACGUCGCGGCGUCGCCGUCGCCCUUUUCCAUCCAGCCGCAAAUUAUUCUUCUCCUUCCUCGUGCAAGAAAAAAGAAGGGAAAUCAUCGGCCGAGACGAUGCGUCACGCGUCGCUCCGCUUCUUCCUCCUCGUAUUUGUGCCAGUGUACGCGCGGCAGGCCACCGGUUGCGCUUUCUGCGAGACACUGUCUCAGCAACAGUUGCAGCUGCGCCAGCUACACCAAUUGUCCCAGCAACAGCAGCAGCAGCAACAGCAGCAGCAGGGGUACAAGACGAUCGGCAGCCCGAGGCCUUUCGGCGGCGAGAAACCGACAAGGGUGCAGGAGUUCAACAGGACCGGCGUGCUGCACCCCGAGUACCAGAUACCGGCCACCCUUCGACCCGGUAACGUGUCUCAGUUCUAUUACCUGAGUCCACGUGAAGGACCACCUCUCACGUUACUCGUUAGUCCUUGUAAUGGACCGAUAUCAUGGACCGUCAGUUACGUUGAACCACCAGAGAACGCUGAAGAAACAGAUGGAGCAAAAUCUCAAACACGAUGGCCUGUGAAGAGUUUGAAGCCAGGUUCCCCCCUUUUCUCGUAUGAAGGUGCGGAGGAUCAGAAUUUCACGAUAUCGAAGACACGCGCUGGCCUCUAUUGGUUCGAAAUUAAAUCCGUGCAUCUUCCUGGUGCCAAUUUGGAAAAAUUGUUACCAAGCACGGUGCUUUUGUAUGCCACGUCAAGUAAUUUGAACCACAUCCCUCAACUGUACGUGAAUGAAAAAGAAAAUCGUCGUCGUUCGUUAAGAUUUCAGCAACGAAGAAGCAAACGUCGACUUACAAUAUCUUGGAAUAAAAGCAACAUAGAUCCCCACCUCUCUCAUUAUUGUCUAGCCGUAACGUCGGGAUCUCAACCUCAUCCCUUGACCCUUUGUGCGGCGCAAAAUGUUCUUCGUGUUCACCCACAUCCGAUGAAAGGAAGCUCUGCUUCCAAGGAACAGCAACAUCGUGGCAUUCCGGAAGGGCUUCAUUGCGUGCGUCAAACAAAAUUGACGCUUCACAGGAUGAAGUACAACACUACGUACAAUUUUACCUUAUACGUGGUAAAUACACGAAAUAAUGUAUCGAACCGUAUAGCGACUGAUACCAUAAAAUUUCGGAAAACAUCGGAGUUAAGACUGCGCACUGGGCAUUAUAGCACAGCCAAUUUGCGUAAAACCGAUGGAUUCGUCAAUUUCUUUUAUCGUCCUCCGGCAAAUACUUCGAGUACUUUUUAUAUUCUUCCUUGCGGUGGCGGCAUCGUUAGAGCAAAAUUAAGCGCUCCAGGAAUUUUAAGGGAAAAGGAGGUAAUAGGAUAUGCAUCAUUAAGGGUACCACCUUUAACUUCAGGGAAAGGAUACACAUUACGGAUAUCCGCUACACCACAAGAAUUAGUACGAGUAUCUGCCAUUAAAGUACUAGCUACCCAAGAAUCGUCUGCCAUAUAUCCACAGAUUCCUACGAGAAGCGUACCACGUGAGUACGGAUCCUUAAGAACUUGCCACGAGGUGACAGUAGGGGUAGAAUCAGCAGGUUCUGCCAAGUAUUGUAUCCUAGUGCGGGAAUUAAAGAGCGGUUCAUCUUUGGCCAGCAUGACAACUAUUCCAGACCAAUGUGGUCUUCAUCGUCGACGACGUUCCGAAUACACUUUUGAGAUCUGCGAGGAGAAAGAAAAUCCGCCGAAAGAUCGAGCGCUUCCAUUCACCCUUAAAAGGUUGCAACCAGGAAAAGCUUAUCUUUUACAAAUCACAGCUCAAUUAAAAGGACAAUCUUUGUCUUAUCCUUUGUUAACUGUACGCACUCGACGUUCCUGUCUACCUUGAUAAUAACGAUUCUCAUCAAAGAAAAUAGGAAUAAUCAAUGAUGAUCUUUGAAAAACGAGUAAUCUCGAUCGUUUAAAUCGUUACAUUACAUUUAGAUCUUUUGUAUUCGCCAUUUUUAAUAUUUAAUAUUUUUCCUUUCUCGUUUAUAUCGGGAUGAAUACAUUAAAAAAAAUCAAAGAAUUAUUUAUUUAUUAAUGUUUGUCUUUUGAUAAAUAGGUAACUCUUUUGUGCAUUAGGACAAAAUGUAACUAAAAAAAAUUUUCGAUUUAAUCAAUUCAAUAGCAAUUUAAUAUCAAUUCAAAUCUUACAACCUUUAGAAUCCCACAGUUUUCCAAAUCUAUGUA